GGCUCGCCGAGUAAAUCACUAAUCACCAAAUACGCCUUUUGCCCUAAAAUCAAAAUCUUUUAGACUCUACAAUACAAACCCUUGCCACGUUGAUUUCUCGCUCUCGUCUACAAUGGCAAAGCCCUAAAUCGUUGAGCGAUAUUCGUCGGAUUCGCAUAUAAAGAUUACAAAACUUCCAUAAUCCUUCUUUGUGAUCUUGUAGAUAGUACUGUUUGAUUAUUUGAUUCUUUUUUGUUUUCCGUUGAGAAUUCUAAUGGAACCUUACGAUUCUAAACAUUGAAAUCUCGAAUCUCGAUAGAAGUGAUGUGUGGAACCUUAAUAUUGAAAUAUGGAAUCCUUUUGUUCUUUGUUCAGGCUCUAUAAGAAUGGAUUCUUCAGGUUCUAAAAGAAUCGAUUCUGGUUCUAAAGAUAUGAUCAACGAUUUGCCAGACACACUUCUUUGCCACGUUUUGUCAUACCUCACUACAAAAGAAGCUGCUUCAACAUCUCUUCUCUCGAGACGAUGGCGUGACCUAGUUGUUCUUCUUCCAAACCUUGAAUUUGAUGACUCCAUCUUUCUGUAUCCUGAUAAGAGGGUAAAGAAUCCUUUACAUGAGCAAGGUUUCGUGGGUUUCGUGUAUUGGGUUAAUAAUAAAAGGCUGAAGCUUUCUACAAGCUUUCCGGAUUUUGUGGAUAGAAUCCUUGAUCUGCAAGGCAAUUCUCCUCUACACAAAUUCUCUCUAAAGAUGGUAGAUGGUCAUGAUCCAGUUGAUCCAGAUAGUGUCAUUCUUUGGAUACACAAGGUGUUGGUACGUGGUGUAUCAGAUCUCCAUCUAGCCGUGGAUUUGAAGGAAUGGACGUCAUCACUUCCCGCAAAGAUAUUCUUGACCGAGACACUGGUUAAGUUGACUCUAAAGAUUAGAGAUGGUCCUCGCAUUGAUGUGAAAGAUGUUCAUCUUCCAAAACUUAAGACUCUCUAUCUCGAGUCAGUUUCGUUUGAUAAGUAUGAUAUUGGGUUUAGCAAGCUUCUUUCUGGUUGUCCCAUGCUUGAAGAACUUGUUCUCGAUCAUAUAUGGUCAUGUGUAUGGACAUCUUGCCCUGUUUCUGUCGCCACUCUCAAGAGACUGACGUUUUGUUGUGAGAACAUGAAGUUUUGCAGUAUGCACGAGGAAAAUCCAAAUAAUGUGUCCUUUGAUACUCCAAAUCUUGUCUACUUGGAAUAUGCUGAAGUCAUAGCGAACAAUUAUCCAAAAGUAAAUUUCGAUUCGCUUGUUGAAGCCAAAAUCGAUAUUUGGAUGACAUAUGAUCAGCUAGAAGAGGUGACACUUAGAGACAAUUAUGAGAAAAACUUUAUGGUUGGCACCGCAACAGAUUUUAUAGUUGGAAUCCGCAAUGUUCAGGUUCUCUACUUAUCUGCCGACACUCUCGAGGUACUCACGUAUUGUUGCAAACAAAUACCGAUAUUCAACAACCUGACUCAUUUAACUAUCCAGAGUAAACCAAAAGUUGGAUGGAAAUCAUUACUAAAGCUGCUUAAGAAUUCUCCAAAGCUUGAAACUCUCGUCUUUCAAGGACUCCUUUAUAGAGAUACAGAGGAGGAGGGCGUUGCUAUCAUCAAAAUAGAGAAACAAAUAGAGAAGGUGAAGCAUUUUUUGGAAACAAUGCCACAUCUUGAACAACUGGUUUUACACUAUGAUUCAUCUAUUGACGGAGAUAUGAAAGUGUCAUCGCAACUUCUGAUGCUUAGUAGCUUAGCUUCACCAAAGUGCAAGGUCCAACUUAUCCCUUUCGUAACCUGAGCGUAUCAUCUACUGUUCCCACUUCGUUCGGACGAUAUGAGAGGUCCUCUUCUUUAGGAGAACAUUUAUGGUUUCUGACUUUUUGGUUAUAUCAAAACCAUAUAUGAAUAUGUCUUCCUUCUUUCGUUUAGCAUCACAGUUUUUAAGAACGUGUUUGUAUUCUUUUCCAGUUUUGGCCGACAAUGUUAACUUUCGUGUUUUGUGUGUUUCAUCUUUUUGUUUUGUAUU
Messenger RNA from Arabidopsis lyrata subsp. lyrata, 2006 nucleotides. Its product is annotated as putative F-box/LRR-repeat protein At3g59160. NCBI's taxonomy places the organism in Eukaryota, Viridiplantae, Streptophyta, Magnoliopsida, Brassicales, Brassicaceae. The transcript is spliced from 3 exons. The coding region runs from base 366 to 1778 and encodes 470 amino acids. Gene Ontology annotation, molecular function: protein binding. The record is from RefSeq and is a predicted model, not a curated record.